GGACCGGAUCAGACAUUGACACCCCCUACCCUUAACGGUGGAUAAUGGUUAAAAUGGCACUUUGUAACAGUUUAAUUUUGGAUUAAAAUAAUAUAUUUUGCACUCCUUUCUUGUAACGGCUUGGGAUGAAUGCGACGUGUCGCAAUACGGGUCCUUCAUAGUCAACAUAAGCCAGACAACUGUAAUGUCCGAAGCCCACGUGUCGUGUCGACCACGUCAUCUCCGAACCCAAACCUCAAUCCUCGUACUUUACUUAACCCAUUCAUUUAUCCCCCCAAAACAGUAAAAAAGAAAAGAAAAUGGCUCAGAAACAGCCACAGAGGCCAAGAGAUGAAGAUCUCAGGCCACACGAGCCAAUCAAAUACGGCGACGUUUUCAACGUCUCCGGCGAGCUGGCAGGUAAACCAGUCUCUCCACGGGACGCGGCCACCGUCCAGGCGGCCGAGACGGCCAUGAUGGGGAAGACCCUGAAAGGCGGUCCAGCUUCUGUGAUGCAGUCGGCGGCCAACUUCAACGUCGGAGCUGGUUUGUUGUCUCCCGACCACGACUCCGAAGAUGUGGCCAGGCAAAAAGGUGUUAGCUUCUCUCAGUCCGAGGAUCGGGGGAGGUCAUAACCGAGUCGAUUGGUGGCCAGGUACAUCUCUACCUACACC
Tarenaya hassleriana is the source of this 653-nucleotide messenger RNA. RefSeq names its product late embryogenesis abundant protein 32-like. The record is from RefSeq and is a predicted model, not a curated record. The coding region runs from base 300 to 614 and encodes 104 amino acids. The transcript has a single exon. NCBI's taxonomy places the organism in Eukaryota, Viridiplantae, Streptophyta, Magnoliopsida, Brassicales, Cleomaceae.